ACGGAGAGGAGUUCGUAAGGUUGCUAUAGUAAUGACUGAUGGAAGAUCAUAUGACAGUGUGGUGUCUCCUGCAAAUUUGUUCCGACGAGCAAACAUCAAAUGUUAUGCGGUUGGAAUCGGUCGGAAAUACAACAGUAGACAGCUCUUACAAAUAGCGGCAGGACGUAGAAGUCACGUGAUAACAGCCGGGUUUAGACAAUUGGGCUCUAUAGUGGGUACUAUACAACGACGAGCAUGCAAAGGUACGCGCCCUGUGAGACCUCCAAGUGGAGGGAGGGGAAUUUGUAACCUUCCAAAAGUAACUGGUCCUUGCCGUGCUGCAAUGCGAAGAUGGUACUACAAUAGGGCCACAGGAAGGUGCCAGAUGUUCAUUUAUGGCGGGUGCCGAGGAAAUGCUAAUAACUUUGGGUCAAAAGCUGAAUGUGAACGAAAAUGCCUCAGAAGAAGGAGAGUUAUCAGAAUUACUGCAAACGUCAUAGCAAUAAGUAAAGGAUGCUUCAGGGACACUGGUCGACGAGCGGUAGCAACACUGGAAGGCAGAAGUCGUCUUUUGAAAGGAAGUUACCGCAGAAGGCGUUACGCAAUUCAGAAGUGUGCUAUGGCAGCGAAAAGGCGAGGUUGGGGUGUUUUCGCAGUGCAACAUGGUGGAUGGUGUGCUUCCGCGAAAUAUGCGUAUCGAACAUAUGGUAAAUACGGAAGAUCCAACAGAUGUAGACAUGGAAAGGGAGGACCUUGGGCAAAUGACGUCUACUUUCUUAAGGGGUCAUGUCGAAAACGCACAACUCAAAACUUCUGUUGCGUGUUUCCGUUCAUUUACCGCGGCAAACGAUACAACAGUUGUACCAGAAUAAGAUCUCGACGGCCAUGGUGUGCUACAACUCCCAACUAUGAUGUAGACAAAUUGUUUGGAUAUUGUGGUGGUGCAGGACGUCUAGUAAGACUCACACCACCCCUGAGACUCCAGAGAAUUGGUUGUUUUAAGGAUACAUGGCGUAGGGCCAUCCCACAACUAGAUGGUAAAAGUCCUAUGUUAAGAGGAAACUAUAAGCGCCGAAGAAAAGCUAUUGAAAAAUGUGCUUAUGAAGCUGUAAGGCGUGGCUAUCAGUUCAUUGGAAUCCAAGAUGGUGGAUGGUGUGCAUCUGGACCGAGGGCUCACAAAACCUUUGCUAAGUAUGGCCGAUCAAACAGAUGUAGGAAUGGCAAAGGUGGACCUUGGGCUAAUGAUGUUUACAGGAUUAUAGGAAAAUGCAGAAAACGAACUACGUCUGGUUACUGCUGUGUGUUCCCAUUCACCUAUGGUAGACGCCGUUACAAUAGAUGUGCAAAAACAAAGAGUGGGCGGCCAUGGUGUCCAAUUACACCAGAUUAUCCUCGGAGCAAACAAUGGGGAUAUUGCCGUGGUUACAGAGCUCCUCCAACUAAAGUAACCAGUGGAGUUGUGAUUCGAUCCCGAGGCUGUUACAGAGAUACAGGUCGCCGAGCCAUUCCACAAAUGGAUGGAAAAGGCCUUCUUGUGCGUGGUUUCUAUAGACGAAGAAGUGAUGCCAUAGCAAAAUGUGCUCUGGAGGCUGCCAAGCGACGCUACAGAGCUUUUGCUGUUCAACAUCAGGGAUGGUGUGCUACAGGCCCUAGAGCUCACCUGACGUACAGGAAGUAUGGACGAUCCAAUCAAUGUAGGAAUGGCAAAGGUGGUCCAUGGGCAAACGAUGUUUACUUUGUUUCUGGUAAAUGUCGAAGAAGGGCCACAAAUCACUACUGCUGUGCAUUCCCAUUCAUCUACAAAGGACGUCGUUAUAACAGUUGUACAAGAAGAAACCACAAUCGACCAUGGUGUGCUCUGACACCUAACUAUGAUCGCGACAAGAAAUGGGGAAAUUGUAAAUGCCGACGUCGUAAACCAGUCCGACCUGUUGUACCACGAGUUAGAGGACGAGUAAUCCGCAUCACAGUGGUUUUAGUGGCUAAAGGACUCGGCUGCUUCAGGGACACAGGAAGACGAGCCAUAUCAACGUUGGAAGGCAAAAGUCGUCUCCUUAAAGGAAAUUACCGCAGAAGGCAGUACUCAAUUCAGAAGUGCGCUCUGGCGGCAAAGAGGAGAGGUUACACAGUAUUCGCAAUCCAACAUGGCGGAUGGUGUGCCUCUGCUAGACACGCUUAUCGUACAUAUGCCAAAUAUGGGAAAUCUAACAGAUGUAGGAAUGGAAAGGGUGGACCCUGGGCUAAUGACGUGUACGUCUUAAGGGGGUCUUGCAGAGUUCGAUCAACCCGUGGUGAAUGCUGCGUGUUCCCGUUCGUUUACAAGGGCCGAAAGUAUACUAGCUGUACCACGGUCAAUUCUAGAAACCGUCGUCCAUGGUGUGCCUCAACUCCAAAUUAUGACGUGGACAAAUUGUGGGGUUACUGCCGAGGACGAGGAGCUCCUAUCAUCAAGGUCACACCGCUAGUAACACUCCAAAGAGUCGGCUGCUUUAAAGACACAUCUCGCAGAGCCAUCCCUUACCGUGAAGGCAGAAGUAUCCUUCUGAAAGGAAACUACCAAAAACGUCGCUUUGCCAUAAAGAAAUGCGCCUUAGAUGCUGCCAGGUUUGGCUACAAGUACAUCGGGGUCCAACAUGGUGGUCAGUGUUUUUCAGGACCCCGUGCCCAGUUCACUUAUGCCAGGUAUGGCCGUUCAAACAGAUGUAGGAAUGGAAAGGGAGGUGGCUGGGCAAAUGAUGUCUACAGGAUCUCAGGAAAGUGCAGAUAUCGCACUACCACAGGUUACUGCUGUUCGUUUCCUUUCGUGUACCGCGGGCGCCGAUACAACAGUUGCGCCAAGAAUAAACGGGGACAAAGUUGGUGUUAUAUAACUCCGGACUAUAAGAGACGGAGACUUUGGGGAUACUGUAGGGGUGGAGCACGCCCUCGACCAAUCCGGGUAACACCUAAUGUCUUGCUUAAACCUGCUGGAUGUUGGCGAGACACUGGCCGUCGAGCCAUUCCACAAAUGGAUGGCAAAGAUUUUCUUGUCCGCGGCUAUUACCGAAGAAGAAGCGACGCCAUUUUCAAGUGCUUCGCAGCUGCAGCGAGACGUGGCUACAGGGCUUUUUCCGUUCAGCAUCAGGGAUGGUGCGCUACAGGUCCAAGAGCUCACUUGACCUACAGGAAGUAUGGACGAUCCAAUCGAUGUAGGAACGGCAAAGGUGGCCCGUGGGCUAAUGACGUGUAUUUUAUUCGAGGAUCAUGCAGGAAACGAACUACCUCGCGCUACUGCUGUGCAUUCCCAUUUAUCUACAAAGGACGUCGUUACAAUCGCUGCACAUCGAAGAACCACAAACGACCUUGGUGUGCUCUGACGCCCAACUACGAUCGAGACAAGAAAUGGGGAAAUUGUGCAAGACGCCGGCCUGUCAGACCUGUUCGUCCAGUUGUUCCUUCAUACAGAGGGAAAGUGAUCAGAAUCACCGUUGGAUUGAAAGUGAAGGGACUUGGCUGCUUCAGGGACACAGGCCGACGAGCUAUAGCACCACUGGAAGGCAGAAGCCGUCUUCUUAAGGGAAAUUAUCGUCGAAGGCGAUACGCCAUUCAGAAAUGCGCCCUGGCGGCAGCGAAGCGAGGCUUCAGAGUGUUUGGUGUGCAGCACCAGGGGUGGUGUGCGUCAACGAAAUACGCCUACCGAACAUAUGGCAAAUACGGAAGAUCUAACAAAUGUAGAAAUGGAAAGGGAGGACCUUGGGCCAAUGAUGUUUAUGUCCUCAGAGGCUCUCCUCGUGUACGAACAACCAAAGGAAAUAUUUGUGUGUUCCCGUUCAUCUACCGUGGAAGGCGAUACCGCCGCUGUACCCGAGUCAACUCAAGGCGGCCCUGGUGUGCACUAACCCCUAAUUACGAUGUAGAUAAACUGUAUGGCUGGUGCAGAGGACGAGGACGGCCUAUAAUAAUCUCUAGAACAUUAAGAGUUACAGCUCAGAGAAUUGGCUGCUUCAAAGAUACGGGAAGAAGGGCAAUACCCAUACUGGAAGGUAAAAGCCGGUUUCUCAGAGGCAACUACCAAAGGAGACGCUAUGCCAUUAAGAAGUGUCUUUUGGAGGCAAUCAAGAGAGGUUACAAAGUAUUUGGAGUCCAACAUGGCGGGCAGUGUUUUUCAGGACCCAGGGCUCAGUAUACCUAUGCUAAAUAUGGACGAUCAAACCGAUGUAGGAAUGGAAAAGGAGGGCCGUGGGCCAACGAUGUCUACAGGAUUUAUGGGAGAUGCAGAAAGCGUACGACGCAAGGUAACUGCUGCGUGUUCCCGUUCAAGUAUCGCGGGCGUUAUUACAACAGCUGCGCUAAAAAUCGUCGUGGUCAGCGGUGGUGUGCACUUACGCCUGAUUAUUCCAGGAACAAGCUGUGGGGAUACUGCAGAGGAGGAAGCAAACCUGCUCCAAUAAGAAUUUCUGGAGUUAUAGUCCGAUCCAUUGGCUGUUUCAAAGAUACCGGUCGUCGAGCCAUCCCGCAAAUGGAUGGCCGAGGUAUCCUGGUACGGGGUUACUACCGAAAACGAGCGGACGCCAUCUUUAAAUGCGCCCUAGAGGCCAUGAAGCGUUCUUAUAGAUACUUUGCGGUUCAACAUCAGGGAUGGUGCGCUACGGGCCCGAGGGCUCACGUGACAUACAGGAGGUAUGGACGAUCCAAUCGAUGUAGGAAUGGAAAGGGAGGACCUUGGGCUAAUGAUGUUUACUCCAUCACGGGUUCAUGCCGAAGGCGCACAACUUCACGCUACUGCUGUGCAUUCCCGUUUAUCUACAGAGGACGUCGUUAUAACAGUUGUACAAGAAGAAGGCACAAUCGACCAUGGUGCGCUUUGACACCCAACUAUGAUCGAGACAAGAAAUGGGGCAACUGCGCAAGAAGAAGACCCAUCAGACCUGUUCGUCCUAUUGUUCCUAAAGGUCGAAGAAUAAGAAUCACAACUGGACUGAUAGCAUACGGCAUCGGCUGUUUCAAAGACACAGGCCGACGAGCUAUAGCGCCAUUAGAGGGCAGAAGUCGCCUUCUGAAAGGAAAUUACCGCAGAAGACGAUACGCUAUUCAGAAAUGUGCUGCUGCCGCGGCGAGGCGAGGCUACAGAGUGUUUGCGAUCCAACAUGGCGGAUGGUGUGCGUCAACAAAGUACGCCUAUCGAACGUAUGGAAGAUACGGAAGAAGUAAAAGAUGUAGGAAUGGAAAGGGAGGACCUUGGGCAAAUGACGUCUACGUUUUGCGAGGCUCUCCUCGUGUUCGAACAACGCGCAACAACAUUUGUGUGUUCCCAUUUACUUAUCGUGGCAGACGAUACUCCAGCUGUACUAGAGUUAACUCCAGACGACCCUGGUGUUCUCUUACUCCUAACUACGAUGUGGAUAAAAUAUACGGUUGGUGCAGAGGCGGGAAGGCUCUUCCAAUCAGAGUUACACCAUCGAUAACACUGCAAGGUGUCGGAUGUUUCAAGGACACUUCGAGAAGAGCCAUCCCAAUUUUGGAAGGCAAAAGUCUCCUCUUACGAGGGAGCUACCGUGCUCGGAAAUUUGCCAUUAAGAAAUGUGCUUUGGAGGCAGCAAAGCGUGGCUACAAUUACAUUGGAGUUCAACAUGGCGGGCAGUGUUUUUCAGGACCUCGGGCUAGGUACACUUACGCCAAAUAUGGACGAUCAAAUAGGUGUAGGAAUGGAAAGGGAGGUGGCUGGGCAAACAAUGUCUACAGAGUGUCAGGACGCUGUAGAUACAAAACCAAUACCGGUUUCUGUUGUGUGCCAUUUACGUACCGCAGGCGACGAUACCUUGGCUGUGCUCGCGCUAAAAACGGCAGAACCUGGUGCGCAAUCACGCCUGAUUAUAACCGGAACAAACUGUGGGGGUACUGCAGAGGCGGAAAGAAACCUGCACCAAUUAGAGUGACAACUGGAGUUAUAAUCAAUUCGCUUGGAUGCUACAAAGACACAGGCCGUCGCGCUGUUCCCCAGAUGGACGGCCGUAACCCAUUAGUGACAGGCUACUACAGGAGAAGAGCAGACGCCAUAAAGAGAUGUGCCCUUGUUGCUUUGAGGUUCGGUUACAGAGUCUUUGCAGUUCAGCAUCAGGGAUGGUGCGCUACGGGUCCCAGAGCUCAUCUCACUUACCGGAAAUAUGGACCAACUAAUCGAUGUAGGAAUGGUAAAGGAGGUCCCUGGGCUAAUGAUGUGUAUGCCAUAAAAGGUACCUGCGCAAGACGCACAACUUCUCGUUAUUGCUGCUCAUUCCCCUUCAUCUACAAAGGACGUCGCUACCACAGAUGUACGAGGAGAAACCAUAAACGACCAUGGUGUGCUACAACACCCAACUAUGAUCGUGAUAAGAAAUGGGGCAACUGUGCAGGACGUCGACCAGUCAAACCAGUAAAACCUGUUAUCCAUCCUCCCAAAGCUAAGGUCAUCCAAGUCACUGUAGGUUUGAAGGCCUAUGGCAUCGGUUGCUAUAGAGACACAAGCCGACGAGCCAUACCAACCUUAGAACGCCGAAGUCGACUACUUAAGGGUUAUUACCGAAGAAGAGCAGGCGCUAUAAAAAACUGCGCUUUGGCUGCGGCUCGAAGAGGUUAUAAAGUUUUUGCUAUUCAACAUGGAGGGUGGUGUGCGUCUGCAAGAUACGCCUAUCGAACGUACAGGAAAUAUGGAAAAUCUAAUCGAUGCAGAAAUGGCAAGGGAGGGCCUUGGGCGAAUGACGUUUAUGUCCUCAGAGGUUCUUGUCGUGUAAAAUCAACAAAUGGAUACUGCUGCUCGUUCCCGUUCGUGUAUCGAGGCAGACGAUACACUGGAUGUACAAGAACGAACUCCAGGCGACCUUGGUGCUCCCUCACUGGAAACUACGACAAGGAUAAGCAAUAUGGAUGGUGUCCCACCCGAGGAGCACGUCCUGUCAAGAUAACAUCAUCGAUAUCAAUCCAAAGAAUAGGCUGCUUCAAAGAUUCCCCUCGCAGAGCCAUUCCAAUACUAGAAGGCAAAAGUAAACUUCUACAAGGCAACUACAAACGAAGGAAGAUCGCCAUUCGUAAAUGCGCCAUGGUCGCCGUAAAUCGCGGUUACAACACUUUCUCUGUGCAAGACGGUGGUCAGUGUUUCUCAGGACCGCGGGCUCAGUACACUUUUGCCAAGUAUGGGCGAUCGAACAGAUGUAGGGGUGGAAAAGGAGGACCUUGGGCCAAUGAUGUCUACAGGCUGACAGGUAGAUGUCAACGUCGCACCACGUCAGGAAAAUGCUGUGUACUUCCCUUCGUUUAUCGUGGACGCCGCUACAACAACUGCGCCAGGUCAAAACGUGGAAGGCCUUGGUGUCCAACGGCAUCUAGUGUAUACAAACGAAACCAACCAUGGGGCUACUGCCGCGGUGGAAAACGUCAGCCAAUACGAGUGACUGUAGGGGUGCGAGUCAAGCCAAUCGGAUGCUUCAAAGACACUGGUCGCCGUGCUAUCCCAGGAGUGGACGGUCGUUACCCAAUAGUGAAAGGAUAUUAUCGAAAGAGAAAGGAAGCCAUUAAGCGUUGUGCCCUCGUUGCUCUGAGGUUUGGUUACAGAGCUUUUGCUGUUCAACAUCAGGGAUGGUGCGCUACAGGUCCAAGAGCUCAUGUGACUUACGGAAAGUAUGGACGAUCCAAUCGGUGUAGGAAUGGCAAGGGAGGACCUUGGGCUAAUGAUGUGUACAGAGUAUACGGUUCAUGUCGAAGAAGAACUACCUCACGCUACUGCUGUGCCUUCCCGUUUAUCUACAAAGGACGUCGUUAUAACAGUUGUACAAGAAGAAACCACAAUCGACCAUGGUGUGCUACGACACCCAAUUAUGAUCGAGACAGACAGUGGGGCAAUUGCGGUGGUCGCCGUAAACCUGUUAAACCUGUCAAACCUAUUGUUUGUCCUCCUAGAGCCCGAGUAAUUAAACUUACACCAGGAAUCACUGCAUACAGCAUCGGUUGCUACAAAGACACCCGCCGACGAGCCAUACGCCCCUUGGAAGGUCGAAGCCGCUUCCUAAAAGGAAAUUACCGCAGAAGACGAGACGCUAUUCGCAAAUGUUUCCAGGCAGCUUAUAGACGAGGCUACAAAGUGUUCGCCUUACAGCAUCAAGGAUGGUGCGCAUCUUCAAGGAUGGCUCACAUAACAUACCGUAAAUACGGAAAAUCUAACAAAUGCAGGAAUGGAAAGGGAGGACCCUGGGCUAACGAUGUUUACGUUGUGAGGGGUUCCUGUCGCACAAGAACAACCCGCAAAAACUGCUGUGUAUUCCCGUUCGUGUACAAAGGUAGACGAUACUCGCGCUGCACCAGGGUCAAUGCUGCUCGCCCAUGGUGUGCAACUACUUCAAGUUAUGAUGCUGAUAAAAUGUGGGGCUAUUGUGAAGGACAUGGAGUCUCUUUCAUCAGAGUAACACCUUCAAUUAAUAUCCGAAGAGUCGGCUGCUUCAGGGACACAUCGCGCCGAGCAAUUCCUCAAAUGGAUGGCCGAAGUGUGCUGUUAAGAGGCAACUACCAACGCCGUCCAUUAGCUAUUCGCAAAUGCGCGCUUGUUGCUGCAGCACGUGGAUACAAAUGGUUCGGAAUCCAGCAUGGCGGCUGGUGUGCUACAGGACCGCAUGCUGGGAGGACGUAUGCCAAGUAUGGCCGAUCAAACAGAUGUAGAAAUGGCAAAGGCGGACCUUGGGCUAAUGAUGUCUAUAGAAUAGCAGGAACUUGCAAGUAUCGCACUACAAAAGGAAACUGCUGUUCAUUUCCGUUCGUGUAUCGAGGGCGUCGAUACAAACGUCCUGCCAGGGCUCGAAAUGGCAGGAGAUGGUGCGCAAUCACUCCAGACUACAGAACAAACAAACUGUGGGGGUACUGCAGGGGAGGAAGAAAAUCUCCACCCAUCAGAAUCACUCCUGGAGUUUUUGUCAAGUCACUUGGAUGCUUCAAGGACACAGGUCGGCGAGCUAUCCCAGGAGUAGACGGUCGUUACCCAAUAGUGAGGGGAUAUUACCGUAGAAGAGCGGACGCCUUGAAGAAAUGUGCUGCAGUUGCUAUGAGGUUUGGUUACAGAGCUUUUGCUGUUCAACAUCAGGGAUGGUGUGCUACAGGUCCAAGAGCUCAUGUGACUUACGGAAAGUAUGGACGAUCCAAUCGAUGUAGGAAUGGCAAGGGAGGACCUUGGGCUAAUGACGUGUACCGGGUGUUCGGCCAUUGCCGGAAGCGAACGACAUCUCGCUACUGUUGUGUGUUCCCGUUCAUCUACAAAGGCCGUCGUUACCACAGAUGUACAAGAAAGAACCACAAUCGACCAUGGUGUGCUAUUACAGGCCAUUACGAUCGGGAUAGGAAAUGGGGCAACUGUGCUGGUCGCCGACCGGUCAAACCUGUUCGCCCAGUUCGUCCAACGGGAAAAACUGUAAGAGUAACAGUUAACUUAGUUGCUAAGGGUAUCGGCUGUUACAGAGACACUGGCCGACGGGCCAUACCAACCUUGGAGCGCAGAAGUCGCCUUCUUAAAGGAAAUUACCGCAGAAGACGAUACGCUAUCAAGAAAUGUGCUCUCGCGGCUUAUGCAAAGGGACACAGAGUAUUCGCUGUGCAACAUGGAGGAUGGUGUGCGUCAGGAAGGAGAGCUCAUCUCACCUAUGGGAGAUACGGAAGAUCUAACAGAUGUAGGAAUGGAAAGGGAGGACCUUGGGCUAAUGAUGUCUAUGUACUCAGAGGUUCAUGCCGUGUACGCUCAUCUACUGGAAACUGCUGUGUGUUCCCAUUCAUUUACAAGGGCAGACGGUACAACCGCUGUACCAGAGUCAACUCCAAACGAGCGUGGUGCGCCAGUACGCCAAAUUACGAUCACGAUAAGCUGUUUGGAUACUGCGGAGGAAGAAAACCUGUGCGUCCAAUCAGGAUUACUACCUCGAUAACACUCCAGAGAAUAGGAUGUUACAAAGACACCUGGCGCAGAGCCAUCCCUAUAAUUGAAGGCCGAAGCCCGUUCUUAAGAGGAAACUACCAACGAAGAAAAUACGCCAUUCGAAAAUGCGCGUUAGUCGCCAUAAAACGUGGCUACUCCUACAUGGGAGUCCAACAUGGCGGGCAGUGUGCAUCCGGGCGUUAUGCCUAUAAAACAUAUGCUAAGUAUGGCCGGUCAAACAGAUGUAGGAAUGGAAAAGGAGGAGCUUGGGCUAAUGAUGUUUACAGGAUUUCAGGAAGGUGUAAACAGCGUACUGUUACCGGCAACUGCUGUGUAUUCCCGUUCCGGUAUGGCGGGCGCAUAUACAGGUCAUGUACAACUCGUGGAAGUCGACUGAGAAGGGCCUGGUGUCCAACCCUCCCAGGCUACCGCAAAGGACAACCUUGGGGUUACUGUAGAGGAUAUCGAGUUCCACCAACACGAAUCACAAGUGGAGUUGUCAUCAAACCGCUUGGAUGCUUCAAAGACACUGCUCGGCGAGCUAUCCCAGGAGUGGACGGUCGUUACUCGUUAGUGAAAGGUUACUACCGAUCACGAAAAGCCGCCAUAGAGAAAUGCGCUCUUGUUGCUUUGAUGCUUCGAGCCAAGGUGUUUGCCGUCCAACAUCAGGGAUGGUGCGCUACGGGUCGAAGAGCUCAUGUGACGUAUGGGAGGUACGGACGAUCCAAUCGGUGUAGGAAUGGAAAGGGAGGACCUUGGGCUAAUGAUGUGUACAGAGUGUACGGAUCCUGUGGAGCAAAGACAACUAAACGUUAUUGUUGCUCGCUGCCGUUUAUCUACAAAGGUCGUCGCUAUAACAGUUGUACAAGAAAAAACCAUAAUCGUCCAUGGUGUGCUUUAACUUCUAACUAUGAUCGCGACAGGAAAUGGGCCAACUGUGCCACACGUAAACCUGUUCGACCAGUGAAACCAAUCAUUCCGCCCGUGAGAGCCCGUGUCGUUCAAAUCACUAUUGGAUUGAAAGCCAUACCUAUCGGUUGCUUCAGGGACACUGGUCGCCGAGCGAUUCCAACUAUGGAAGGGAGGAGCCGUCUCCUUAAAGGACCUUACCGACGAAGAAGAUAUUCGAUUCAAAAAUGCGGUGUCGCUGCAGAAAGACGAGGAUAUAGAGUGUUUGCAAUACAGCACCAGGGAUGGUGUGCUUCAUCUAAAUUCGCCUAUCGAACCUAUGGAAGAUACGGAAGAUCUAAGAGGUGUAGGAAUGGAAAGGGAGGACCAUGGGCAAACACUGUUUACGUUCUGAAAGGCUCCGCUCGUGCGCGAACAACACGCAACAACGCAUGCGUGUUCCCGUUUGUCUACAAAGGUAGAAGGUACACCAGCUGUUCAAGGGUCAACUCAAAACGGCCCUGGUGCGCCAUUACUCCUAAUUAUGACGUGGACAAAUUGUGGGGAUACUGUCGUGGACGCGGAGUUCCUGCAAUAAAGAUCGCUCCAUUUAUUAGCAUCCAAAGAAUCGGCUGCUUCCGUGAUACAUCUCACCGAGCUAUCAAACCAUUGGACGGUAAACUUCUGCUUGUCAGAGGAAAUUACCAGAGAAGAAAGAAAGCCAUUGCUAAGUGUGCCCUGGCUGCCUCUCGAUUUGGUUUUAGGGUGUUUGGAGUCCAACAUGGCGGCUGGUGUGCAUCUGAUCCGCGGGCUUUCAGAACCUACGCCAAGUACGGCCGAUCAAACAGGUGCAGGAAUGGAAAGGGAGGCCCUUGGGCGAAUGAUGUUUACAGAAUCUCAGGAAAAUGUCGUCUUCGCACUACAACUGGCUACUGCUGUGUACCAUUCACGUAUCGCCGGCGUCGAUACAGAGGUUGUGCUACAAACAGUCGUGGCCAAAAGUGGUGCGCGAUCACUCCUGACUUUACGACGAACAAACUGUGGGGGUACUGCAGGGGUGGAGCAAGACCCAAACCAAUAAAGGUGACAACUGGAGUGAGAGUCAAGUCAAGAGGCUGCUGGCGCGACACUGCUCGUCGAGCUAUUCCCGGUAUAGACGGCAAAGAUAUUCUUCUCCGGGAUUAUUACCGAAGAAGAGCCGACGCCAUUGACAAAUGUGCUCUGGUUGCCUUGAGGCUUGGUCAUGUAGCCUUUGCUGUACAACAUCAGGGAUGGUGCGCCACAAGUCGAAGAGCUCACUUGACUUACAGGAGGUAUGGACGAUCCAAUCGGUGUAGAAACGGGAAAGGAGGACCUUGGGCCAAUGACGUAUAUUUUAUUCGAGGGAGGUGCCGAAAGAGAACAACCUCUCGCUACUGCUGCAGCUUCCCGUUCAUCUAUAAAGGCCGCCGUUAUAACAGUUGCACGAAAAAGAAUCACAAUCGUCCAUGGUGCUCGCUGACCGGCAACUAUGACAGAGACAAGAAAUGGGGUAACUGUGCUGGACGUCGCCCGGUUAGACCUGUAAAACCGGUUAGACCAAUAAGGCCAGGAACAGUUGUAAGAAUCACCGUUGGAUUAGGAGCAAAGAACAUCGGUUGCUUCAGAGACACAGGCCGACGAGCCAUAUCUCCACUGGAAGGGAGAAGUCGUCUUCUUAAAGGAAGUUAUCGUCGACGGAAGUACGCCAUUAGAAAAUGUGCUCUGGCUGCACAAAAACGAGGCUUUAGAGUGUUCGCAGUGCAGCAUGGGGGAUGGUGUGCUGCUUCCAGGACAGGACACUUAACAUACAGUAGAUACGGAAGAUCUAACAGAUGUAGGAAUGGAAAGGGAGGACCUUGGGCUAAUGAUGUCUACGUCUUGAAAGGCUCCUGCAGAACAAGAACGACCAGCCAGAACUGCUGCGUGUUCCCGUUCAUUUACCGCGGCAGGCGUUACAACCGCUGCUCCCAGGUGCGCUCCAGAGGCCGUCCAUGGUGCGCCCUCACUCCAAACUAUGACGUGGACAAACUGUGGGGAUUUUGCGGAGGACGAGGAGUACGCCCUAUAAAGGUCACACCCUCAAUAAGGAUUCAAAGAAUUGGUUGCUAUAGAGACACAGCUCGGCGGGCCAUACCACAAAUGGACGGGAGAAGUCGCCUUUUAAGAGGAAACUAUAAACUACGAAGAAAUGCCAUCAAAUUAUGCGCCUUGACUGCUGCUAGUCAGCGGUACGCUGUGUUUGGUGUUCAGGACGGUGGAUGGUGUGCGUCAGGACCGCAGGCUCAUAGAACUUUCGCUCGAUAUGGAAAAUCCAACAGGUGUAGGAAUGGCAAGGGGGGGCCUUGGGCCAAUGAUGUUUACAGAGUAUCAGGAACAUGUCGUCACAGAACUACUCGAGGUCACUGCUGCGUUUUUCCGUUUGUAUAUCGCGGGCGUAGACACUAUUCGUGUACCAGACGUGGAAAGACAAGGCCCUGGUGCCCAAUCACCUUUGGAGGAUAUCGAAGGGGAACAGCCUGGGGAUACUGCAGAGGAAAAAGAUCUCCACCCAUACGAAUCACUACCGGAGUCAGCGCCAAAGCAAUUGGAUGUUUCCGUGAUACUAGUCGACGUGCCGUUCCACAAGCGGAAGGUCGAGAUUCCAUUCUCGACGGUUAUUACCGCAGAAGAGCAGACGCCAUUACGAAAUGCGCUUUGGUGGCCAUGAGAAUGGGCUUCAGUGUGUUCGCUGUACAACAUCAGGGAUGGUGCGCCACAGGUCGAAGAGCUCAGUUGACGUAUAGGAAGUAUGGACGAUCCAACAGGUGUAGGAAUGGAAAGGGAGGACCUUGGGCUAAUGAUGUUUACUCCGUAAGAGGAUAUUGCAAGAAACGAACCACAAGCCGACAUUGCUGUGUGUUUCCGUUCAUUUACAAAGGCCGUCGUUACAACAGCUGCACAAGAACUCGCCACAGCCGUAGAUGGUGCGCUAUCACACCCAACUAUGAUCGGGAUAGGAAAUGGGGCAACUGCGUCAGGCGAAUCAGGCCAGUGCGUCCGAAACCAGUGCGGCCAAAAUUACCCGGUGGAAGUGUGUCUCACGUCGGUGUUACUGCUGAUAUUGCUUUCUUGAUCGAUGGCUCCCGCUAUGUCGGUCGCAGAAAUUUCCACUUUGAGAAGGCCUUCAUCAAGUCGAUCGCCCGUCGUUUCACAAUCAGUAAGUACCAAUCACACGUUGGUGUGGCAACUUACGGAAGCCGGCCACAUCUGCGCAUGCGUUUGAACCAGUACAACUCGUUAGGUCUGGUACUCAGAGCCUUGAACUACAUCCGCUUUCCAAACCAAGUCGGUCGGCGAGUCGAUCUCGGAUUACAAGCUUGUCUCCGAUAUUUCUUCGCAAGGAGGCAGAUGUUCUCUUUCAUCCGAAAGGUCUUGGUGGUGGUAGUCAGCGGCAAGCAGACUGCAAGAUCCUCCUACCUCAUCAGUAGGCUUCCGUCGCAGUUCAGGCGUUAUGGCGUCAAGGUGUUUAUCAUUGGAGUUGGUUAUGUUGAUCAGCGAUACCUGCGACCCUUUACCUACGGGAGCAGGCACGUGUAUAUGGUUCGCUCGUACAGCAGCCUGGUCGCUAGAGCGGGUACCAUCGCUAAGGCUAUACACCUGGAAAUGCGUCCUGGACGCGAACGAUACCGAGAUCUACAGAAGCGGCUCAACUAUGAAGCUGGCCGAAACAGCACUGAUGUAGAAGGAGAACGAUACAUUAAUGGAAACGGGAUGGAAGGCAACGAAGAACCUUACGUAAAUGGGACCUCGAUGGAAAACAACAGAGAACAAUACAUAAAUGGGUCCAGGAUUGAAGACAACAGUGGACAACGAAACGGAACGGAAUUUUUAAAAACCUUGUAGAUAAACCAAACUAAACGCAGUAGAUACGAUGGCACUCUAUAAAAAUAUAAAAAACCUUCCUUGUUUAAGUUGCAACUGCACAAUCACUGAGGUGUUUUUGGUAGUAAUCGUUGCGUUACACAAAACUUUGCGUAACGCAACAUUGCAUAACUAACUGAGUGUUGUCUGUCAGUUUAUAUGAGGCAAAGGUGUCUUAAUUCAAGAUUGUUUACUUUGUUUUCUCUCUGAAAAUUGAUUCAGAUAUUCCUUUAGUGAAGGUCUCCUGUUUAAAUCAACGCCUACGUUUUUAGUUUAGCAAAUGGAAUAAAGUGUCAUUGAUUUUCAAUGUCAACAACCCGUGUGCCUUUUCAUUUCA
This is a messenger RNA of Pocillopora verrucosa, 15029 nucleotides long. NCBI's taxonomy places the organism in Eukaryota, Metazoa, Cnidaria, Anthozoa, Scleractinia, Pocilloporidae. The record is from RefSeq and is a predicted model, not a curated record.